Histoplasma capsulatum G186AR is the source of this 2938-nucleotide messenger RNA. Its product is annotated as phenylalanyl-tRNA synthetase subunit beta. NCBI's taxonomy places the organism in Eukaryota, Fungi, Ascomycota, Eurotiomycetes, Onygenales, Ajellomycetaceae. Gene Ontology annotation, molecular function: magnesium ion binding; RNA binding; phenylalanine-tRNA ligase activity. Bases 71 to 1873 code for a protein of 600 amino acids. Gene Ontology annotation, biological process: phenylalanyl-tRNA aminoacylation. The transcript has 8 exons. Gene Ontology annotation, cellular component: cytoplasm; phenylalanine-tRNA ligase complex. The record is from RefSeq and is a predicted model, not a curated record.
UAUCUGUUUCAGAAAACUGUGUGCGCAACGUUUGAACUUCCUGGUCGCAAAUUAGGCCCACGCCUCCACCAUGCCGACCAUUGCUGUUGAUAAAGCUGCCCUCUUCAAGGAACUGGGGCGAAAGUAUUCUACAGAGGAGUUCGACCAACUAUGCUUUGAGUUCGGCCUUGAACUGGACGAAGAUACCGAAAACUUGGAAAGACCGUUUGUAAAUGGAAAACAAGAACCUCCGCAACUGAAGAUUGAGGUCCCUGCGAAUCGAUAUGAUCUCCUCUGCAUCGAGGGCAUUGCUCUCAUGCUGAAUAUCUUCCGUGAACGAACUCUGUCGCCCGAGUAUCGCCUUGUUGCACCUUCAAAUGGAGAACUGGAAACGAUUAUCGUAAAAGAGGAGACGAUGAAAAUCCGCCCUUAUAUUUCGGGCGCCAUCCUUAGGAAUAUCCAUUUCGACCAAGCUCGAUAUGAAUCCUUCAUUGCUCUUCAGGACAAACUGCACCAAAACCUUGCCCGGCAAAGAACAUUGGUGGCCAUUGGAACGCAUGAUUUGGAUAAACUCAAGGGGCCGUUCACUUAUGAGGCUUUGCCUCCAAAGGAUAUCAGCUUCGUCCCUUUAAAUCAAACACGGAAGAUGAAUGGACAGGAGAUGAUGGAGUUCUAUGAGAAGGAUAAACACAUAGGGAAAUAUCUUCACAUUAUCCGGGAUUCUCCUGUAUAUCCCGUGAUUUAUGACUCAAACCGUGUAGUCUGUUCGCUACCACCAAUUAUCAAUGGCGACCACUCGAAAAUCACCUUAAACACCAAAAAUGUAUUCCUCGAGUAUACGGCAACUGAUAAGACUAAAGUUGAGAUUGUGAAUAAUAUCAUGGUUACUAUGUUCUCUCAAUAUACAUCAGAGCCCUUCACAGUGGAGCCUGUGAGAAUAGUAUCAGCGCACAACAACGAAACUCGCCAGACCCCCGAUCUAAGCCCUCGUCCUACCCAAGCUAGUAUAUCCUACAUUAACCAAUGCUGUGGUCUCUCCUUAUCCGCCGCAGAAAUUUGCAAUCUCCUAAAGCGCAUGUCCUAUUUUGCUGAGCCGUCCAAAACUUCCCCCGAUCUAGUCGAUGUUCGGGUCCCUGUAACCCGCGCAGACGUGCUCCAUCAAGCAGAUAUCAUGGAAGACGUUGCCAUCGCAUACGGUUUCAAUGAACUCCCGCGAUACUUCCCCAAUAUAUCUGGCACAAUCGCGCAACCCUUGCCCGUAAAUAAACUCACCGAUAUCAUCAGAACAGAGGCCGCGAUGGCCGGCUGGUCUGAAGUCAUGCCCCUUAUACUCUGCUCGCACGAUGAGAACUUCGCCUGGCUGAACCGCAAGGAUGAUGGGAAUACAGCCGUCAAGCUGGCGAAUCCCAAAACAGUAGAGUUUCAGGUUGUCCGCACGAGCCUGCUGCCGGGCCUUUUGAAGACAAUUGGAGAAAAUAAACAUCAUGCGAUCCCUAUGAAGAUCUUUGAGGUCAGUGAUGUUGCAUUCAAGGAUGUUUCGCGUGAGCGUAAGAGUACGAACGAGAGACAUUUCGCGGCGGCCUGGUAUGGGAAGACCAGUGGGUUCGAGAUUGUACAUGGGUUGCUCGAUAGGAUUAUGGCUAUGCUGAAGACUGCGUUUACUAUUGGGGAAGAAGGGUUGGAUAAUCCGGCUAUGGGGAACGCGUCGUAUUGGAUUGAAGAGUUGGACGAUCCGACAUAUUUCACUGGCCAUGCAGCCUCAGUACACGUCCGAAUUUCCGGAAAGGAUCAUGUCAUUGGAUCCUUUGGUAUUCUGCACCCGACGGUGCUGGGGAAGUUCGAUUUGAAAUAUCCCGUCAGCACGCUGGAGAUCAACAUUGAGACUUUCCUAUGAUACGGGAAUAAUUAAUAUCCCUUGUGUUCCCUACCUUUUAUUCUCCUUACGCUCGAGAAAUUCAAAUGUUAUUGAGCCGGGUUAGAGUUCGUCGGAGCUGGCAAAGCAUAUCAAUCGAUAAGUCACUUUUCUUGAUGUGCUAUGGAUUUGUUUGUCGGUAUGAAUGAUGAUUUUGGAGAAGGAAAAAGAAACACUGGGCGUCUGGCAUCAUUCAAAAUUAUUAAGUCGCAUUGCACAGGUAUAGUUAGAGCUGGGACGAAGAAAUGGAGAUGAAUGCAUUAUUAGGCUUGUUAAACCAUUUCUUUAGAUUGGUUUCCUUGGUGUCACAAAUAUGGGCGUUGAUUUAACUGUAGGCGUAAUAUGCCAAGCAUUCAUGCUCCUCUACACACCAAGGUAGGAAAAAUACAUCUAUCGCAAAAGAUUUCGCGUGUACUUUUUGACCCACCUACUUUUUUUUUCCGAUUCUCUCUCAUCUUAUUUGCAAUCAAGUUGUCGUAGGGAGGCCGCACAUCCACCACAUACAUGCUUAGAUGCUUAGAAGGAAAAAAGGAGUUCUCCAUGUACCUCAACAGAAUCAUCAGAUAGAAAAGAAAGAAAUGGGAAACUUAAUUGAACAAAAGGGAGGAAGGAAAAUAACAUUGUCUUUAUUUUACGCCAAACAAGAUCAACACAUGACCUUUUGAGGGGAAAAAAAAAAUUAAAACAUUAAAAAAAACGAGCUCCAUUCAUCAUUAACUAGCAAAAAAUCACUCCUGAGCCCCCUCCACUGCACCUUCCGUACCACCAGCAGCCUGGCCCGCAGCCUCCGCCUCUUGUUGUUCGGCCAAUCGCUGCUGCUCGGCCAAUUGUUGAGCUGCAAGAGCCUUGGCACCAUAGUCCUGGCUGAGCGGUUGUAAGACAGGCUGUUCCUCCUUGGGCUCGAUGAUGGUGACGGAAUCUGGAAGGGAUUUCUGGGGACCCGACUUCCCUUCGGGAUCGCUGCCGCGCAUGAUUUUGACUUUUAUGCCGAGCACACCUUGGCGGAGGAGGACGUGGCGGGUGGCACUGUCGAUGAAGUCGCGAACG